This is a messenger RNA of Agrilus planipennis (emerald ash borer), 1256 nucleotides long. RefSeq names its product delta-aminolevulinic acid dehydratase. Gene Ontology annotation, cellular component: cytosol. Bases 124 to 1131 code for a protein of 335 amino acids. Gene Ontology annotation, molecular function: zinc ion binding; porphobilinogen synthase activity. The record is from RefSeq and is a predicted model, not a curated record. The transcript is spliced from 6 exons. NCBI's taxonomy places the organism in Eukaryota, Metazoa, Arthropoda, Insecta, Coleoptera, Buprestidae. Gene Ontology annotation, biological process: heme biosynthetic process.
AUCUUAUUAAUAGUUUUUGGGUAACAACUGGUAACAACGGUUCAGUUUCCACAUUGUAGUUUAUAAGUUAAAUUAUAAACAAACUGCAAAUACGUUUCAAUAAGCGAAUUGAAUAUUGUUAAAAUGUGUGAUACAAUUUGUAAGAAGCAUCGCCUUCACGGUGGCAUUUUUAAUCAAACUUUACGUGACUGGAAUAGUUUGAAUGCGGAAGUGACUUGUAAAAAUCUUAUGUACCCCUUAUUUAUAAUAGAAAAUGACGAUGAAAUACAAGAGAUCCCGAGUAUGCCCGGUAUUUCAAGAUACGGGAUAAAUCAUUUAAAGAAACACCUUGAUUUGCCUGUUAAAUGGGGUUUAAAGUCAGUGUUACUUUUUGGUGUAACGGAAACCUUAACAAAGGAUGAAGUAGCUACUAAUGCAAAUAGCAAAGAUAAUCCAGUUAUAAAAGCAAUACCAAAGAUUAAAUCUUGGUUUCCUAAUUUAACAAUAGCUUGUGAUGUUUGCCUUUGUGCUUACACACUGCAUGGACAUUGUGGGAUCCUUAAUAGUGAUGGAUCUAUUGAUAAUUCUGCAAGCUUAAAACGAAUAGCUGAAGUUGCACUUUCUUAUGCACAAGCAGGUGCUCACAUUGUGGCUCCUUCAGAUAUGAUGGAUGGUAGAAUAGCAGCAAUCAAAGACAUACUUAUUAAAAAUAAAUUAGAAAAUAAAGUGGCAGUCUUAUCAUACGCUGCUAAAUUUGCAUCUGUAUUUUACGGUCCUUUUCGGGACGCUGCAAAAUCUGCUCCUUCGUUUGGGGACAGAAAAUGCUACCAAUUACCUGCAGGAAGCUCUGGAUUGGCAGUUAGAGCUGCUGAUAGAGACGUGGAGGAAGGGGCAGAUAUGUUAAUGGUCAAACCUGGGUUAGCUUAUUUAGACAUUUUAAGACAAGUGAAGGACGCACAUCCCGAAUAUCCGUUAUUUGUGUAUCAAGUUUCUGGAGAAUAUGCCAUGAUUUAUCAUGCUGCCAAGGCUGGAGCCUUUGAUUUACAAAACAGUUUAAAUGAGAUACUGAUAUCUAUGCGCCGUGCAGGAGCAGAUGUGAUAAUAACAUAUUUUACCCCAUUAAUUUUGGAAUGGCUUGAAACUCAAAAAUAAAUACCCUCUCUCUGUAUUUACGUUGUCGUUAUUAUUAUAUUAUUGGGAGCAGGUUUUGAUAAAUGGAAAUAGAAUUUCUUUGGAUUUCAUAAAUAUUAAUAAAAAUUAAAACAAAAAGAAACUAA